AUGUAUCUGUCCGAUACCGCUUUUGCAUGGUCACUCAUGUCAACCUCACUGGCCGUUGCGCAAACCAUCGGGCUUCACCGAGAUGCAGGAUCAUGGACUUCUAUUCCGCCCUGGGAGAAAAGGCUUCGGUGUCGACUCUGGUGGGGUCUCUAUGCCAUGGAGAAGUGGGUCGCCUUGGCACGAGGAAUGCCCAGUCACUUGGGUGAUGAUGAUUACGAUGUAUCUAUGCUAAAGCAGGAAGAUAUGCACGACACCCUCUCAGACUCUCCGGAUACACAGAGUCACAUCUAUCAUUUGUCGACAUUAUCGACAAUACUAUCGGAUAUCCAGCGAUCCUUCUAUUCGGUGAAGGCGAUCGGAAAGACAUCCAAUAACCUCCAAUACUCCUUGGACCUAGCACGGCCAAUGCGCGUGAGGCUUAAAGACUGGCGUGAUAAUUUGCCAAGUAAUUUGAGACCAGCCUCUAAUGUUGUUUCUGGAAAGGACCUCGAUGGGAAUGGAUCACUUUAUCUUUCAUACAUCGUCACGCAUGUGGCUCUUCUUCGUGCCUUGCUAAGACCAUUGGAUCGGUGGCCGGCAAUAAUCAAGGUAAACGAAGAAGAGCCGGAUGCGACCUACGAGGGCGCCAAAGCAGUAGUCAAAGGGGCGUUGUUAUGUGUGAAAGAAUUUGUUGAGUUUGUCGAAAAGCUCACGGGAGCUCAGUGGAAUGGAUUCUGGCAUAGCUGGAGUCGACCUAAUUUCGCCAUCGCUGGCUCCUUCAUGGUGCACCUUCUACAAAUCGUCUCACUCUCCAACCAGACCGAGGGUGAAUCAAGGCCCGAGUUUUUAAAAUAUUCAUUUGACCAAGAGCAUACCGAACUUCAAGACUGGAUUCGGAGAUGGCGCUGGGCGACUCGUAUUUCGGCAAAUGGAGCAGCAGGGGCCAAAGGCUUGACAAAUCUCGGAUUCAUCAAGGUAGAGAUUCUAAUGGGAAACGGAACAUAA
Molecule: messenger RNA, 984 nt
Organism: Penicillium atrosanguineum
Lineage: Eukaryota; Fungi; Ascomycota; Eurotiomycetes; Eurotiales; Aspergillaceae
Product: fungal specific transcription factor domain-containing protein
Exons: 2
Coding region: 1-984 (327 amino acids)
Biological process (GO): DNA-templated transcription
Cellular component (GO): nucleus
Molecular function (GO): DNA binding; zinc ion binding
Source: RefSeq, a predicted model, not a curated record